Messenger RNA from Necator americanus (New World hookworm), 645 nucleotides. RefSeq lists its product as uncharacterized. The record is from RefSeq and is a predicted model, not a curated record. The transcript is spliced from 5 exons. NCBI's taxonomy places the organism in Eukaryota, Metazoa, Nematoda, Chromadorea, Rhabditida, Ancylostomatidae. The coding region runs from base 1 to 645 and encodes 214 amino acids.
AUGACCAGUAAUAUUACUAAAGCGUCUACCAGUGGCGUAAACGACAGCAUAUCCACCUCGACUUCGAAUGCAGUGAAGAAUUCCAAUGCACCCACAUCAACUUCGAAUUUAUCCAAGUACUCUAACAUACCUAAUUCGAAUUCGAAUGCAGAGAGGAAUUCCAACGUACCCACCACGAACUCGAAUGGGGUGAAAAGCGAAUCUGGGAAUAACUGUUCAACAUCCUCAGCACAGAUUCAAUUUCAAUUGGAAAAAUUGACGAAAGAGCAACUGUUAUUAGCAAUUGACGCCGAGCCAGAAGAAGAUAUACCACUCCCGAGCAUUCAGCCGUCGCAGUCGGAGACGAAGAUCGAAGUUAAGACACUGGUGAACUCAGCUGUAGUGAAAGCUUUCAAUGAAGCUGAGAAGGCAAAGAUGUCACAACGGAGAAUUGAACAGACUGAGUUAGUUACGGUAGUCUGCCCGGGAAAACGAUGGAAAUUUCGCGUUGCAGCUGACCCCGAUGAUGCCAUUGGCUGCAUCGGUUUCAUUCUUGGCAUCGAUAAACUGAUACCACGCACGUUUAAAGUUGAAAGCAACGAUUUGAUAAGUCAGCGCCCUGUUAGUGAAGUCGAACGUAUGGGUGGAAUUGAAACCGAUGUAUAA